AACAAGUGGGUGUGUCAGAUUCUGGCCUAGGAGACGAAAAACAACACGAGCAACAUGCCUUCAGCAACACUGACAGUGCGGGAGCUGAAAAACAAAGACACAUGUAUUGACAUGACAGUACCAACUUAUAAAGAAACUAAAGGACUGUUACAGUCAAUUGAGUUCCAUGUAGUUGUGGUGUCGUCAUUACCUUUCUUCAAAUCAGCGAAACACAAACCUGGAGAUGUAGUCCAAUACAUGGUAUCGAAAAAAUUUGCUGAAUUUGAAGAUCUACACUCAAAACUGACUGGAAAGUUUUCAGGAACAGUCUUGCCUCCAUUGUCAAAGAAAGCCAUCCUUGUCAAUGCUUCUGUUGCCAAAGAAAGACGUGGCAAUCUUGAUUCCUUUCUGAAAUUUAUAGCUUGUACUCCGAAGCUUUCUACCUCCUCCGUCUUGCUGGAAUUUUUGGGUGUAAAUGCAAUAAAAGCAGGAAAGUACAGGAAGGAUGGAGAGCUUCAAGAAGACACAGACAAUAAUAAGAGUUCAGAAGACCAAGAUGAUUCAGCAGUGCAGGACACACAAGAUACUGAACAAAGUUUAUUUGAUGAAGAAGAGGAGGAGCAUGUAGAUGAUUUCUUCUCUAAAGAAGAAGAUACUGGAGGAGAGGAUAUCUUAGGAGGUGUAGAAGAUGAUUACACAAAUAGAUUUGAAGAUGAUACUAAGCUUUUUGAAGACCAAGAUUUAACGGGAGCCUUCACCGAAGAUGAUGCUAAUGAUUUUGUCCUUCCUGAUGCUAGGGAUGUGAAAACCAAAGACUCAUCAAGUUUGUUUACAGAGGAGGAUAAUUCUGACCUUUUCCAGAUCGACGAUGAUUUAGAUAAACUCUUGAAUAUUGAAACCAAAAAGCCUGAGACCAAACCCAAACCAUCACCUGGCCCCAUUGAAAAGUCAGAGAAGCCAGCUGUUUCCCCAAAGAAGCCAUCAGUCCCCUCACAGAAACCUUUGGUUUCUCCAGAAAAACCAGUACCAGCACCACGGAAACCAAAGCCUGCUGAGUUGCAAGAUACCAACAAGAAACCAGUGAUAAAGCCUAAACCGGGACUAUCGCCAAAACCAGUAUUACCAAGGAAACCAGCUUCUGGAGGUCAGGGGGUCAAACCAGUGUUACCAAAGAAACCAACUGCAACAAGUGGAGACAUUGAGUCUGAGAAACAAACAGUUGAAACACUGGAUACAGAUGAUAUCAUGCAGUAUAUUCAACAGAAUGCCUCACAGGAUGAUGACCUAGACUUGUUUUCAUGAUACAAAGGAGAUUAAUUUUGUGGUGCUAAGUUUAUUUUUGUGUAAAGAUGUUAAAAAUAAUGUUUUCUUUAAUAUUUAAACAGUAUACACGUAUCAAACUUUUAAUGUUUUAAUAUUUUAAUAUUUUUUGCAGUUAAAUGUUGUUAAUAUUUUUUGCAAUUUAACCAGAAUUUUGAAGCAACAAGAAUAUAAUCAUGGAAUGAUAUAAAACAAAAUUUGAGGCAUUGCCCUGUUAAAAAUCAAAGUGUAUUUUCCAGUAAUGUAUGAUUCAUGUGUUAAUUUAUAAAAAAAGAUAUAUCAAAUAUGAUGAGGAGUUAAAUUUUUUUGUGAUUUAAAAUACUCAUUAUAAGCAUAAUAUAAAUGUUCAUAUACAAAAUGAAAUCCAUUGUAUUUUAAUGCUUUAAUUAAUAAUAUACCAUUUAGCUGAUGUAUUGAGUUUAAUUGUUUAAUUAUGAUAUAACAAGUUUUAGAUUUAUUACUUACUGAGCAAUGUAACUAUAAUUUCAAUAAUGGUUGAAUGGUUUGACCUUGAGUUCCAUUAAUUGUUGAAUGAUAUGACCUUGAGUUCCGUUAGUUGUUGAAUGGGUUGACCUUGAUUUCCAUUAAUUGUUGAAUGAUAUGAUGUCGAGUUCCAUUAAUUGUUGAAUGAUUUGACCUUGAGUUUCAUGUAUUGUUGAAUGAUAUGACCUUGAAUUCUAUUAAUUGUGGGAAUGGUUUGACAUUGAGUUUCAUUUUUUGUUAAAUGAUAUGACCUUGAGUUCCAUUAAUUGUUGAAUGAUAUGACCUUGAGUUCCAUUAAUUUAUGAAUGUUCAAUGGUUUGACCUUGAUUUCCAUUAAUUAUUGAAUGAUAUGACCUUGAGUUUCAUUAAUUGUUGAAAGGUUUGACCUUGAGUUCCACUAAUUGUCGAAAGGUUUGACCUUGAGUUUCAUUAAUUGUUGAAAGGUUUGACCUUGAGUUUCAUUAAUUGUUGAAAGGUUUGACCUUGGGUUCCAUUGUUUAUUGAGCGAGAUUACACUGAUUUGUAUUUAUUAUUUUAAAAAAUAAGUUAUUGUCAUUAACUAUUGAACGAUUUGAGUAAGAGGUGUAUUUAUUGAGUGAUAAGGCAUGCAGCUUUAGAAAUGUGGGGUAAGACAAUCAUUUUCACUAUAAUUACGCAUGUUUUGUACAUAUUUGUGUAUAUUUUUUUGUGAAUGAAAUGCUCAAAAUAUUUACAAUCAAAUAUUAGAUGUAGUUGAAGAGGAGGAAGGAGAGAUUAGCUUUAAUGUUGUAUGAAUGAAAAGGUGGGUUUUGUUUGCCCUUCUUCCACAAUUGGCUAUAUUAAAAUGUUUGAUAUAAUAAGGGUUUAUAACCACAGGGACUUUCAACCUGUGAUCCAUAAAUAUGUAUGAUAGAUAUUGACUUGGAAUUCAUGUCAAGUCCCUGUGUCUAUAACUACACUAUCAUCUUAGCCUACACUUGGUAAUAAGCCCAUGCUUGGUAAUAAGCCCACACUUGGUAAUAAGCCCAUGUCUGGUUAUAAGCCCACACUUGGUAAUAAGCCCAUGUCUGGUUAUAAGCCAAUGUCUGGUAAUAAGCCCAUGUCUGGUAAUAAGCCCAUCCUAAUUUUGCUGUUCAGUAGAAAUACCAACAUUAUAUUCAUUUCACCUUCCAGUAUUGUUAAGCCUAUCGGAGUAUAGAUAUGUAUGGUAUGUAUGAUUAUAUGAAAUUUAAUGUAACAUGUUGUCUUCCAUAAUUAAAACUUGGUACAUGUUGUGUACCUACUGAUUAAUUGUUUACAUUAAUUGAUACUUCACUGAAUCCCUAAGUGUCAACAGAAUAAUUAUGUAAUAUUACUGUAAAUUAAUGUAGAUGACUUAAUUAACUUCAUGCAUGCUUAAUUCCACGAGGUGAUUUAUUUCUGUACUCAAAAAAUAUUGAUUCAAGGGCAUUUCACUUAUGUAUUUUCUCUUGUUUUAUAUGAAUCAUUGCUCACGUGAUAAUUGAUUUGUACAUGUAAUAAUUCUUAACCUUAAUUACAAAGAAUGACAGCUUUAACCAGGUUAUCAGGUACAUUUGGCAGUUUCAGCUGAUUUUGUUACUUAAGUAUUUUAACUUUACAUUGCCUAGGUAACAGAUGGAUGAACACCAUGAUUUUCUAGUUAUGAAUCAAAUAUGUUAAUAAGCACUUCAUAACAAGUGAGUAAAAGAUGAAAAAAAAACUUAAUUAAAUAAAAAAUUAAUUAAAUCUGUAAAA
Molecule: messenger RNA, 3516 nt
Organism: Pecten maximus
Lineage: Eukaryota; Metazoa; Mollusca; Bivalvia; Pectinida; Pectinidae
Product: HCLS1-binding protein 3-like
Molecular function (GO): phosphatidylinositol binding
Source: RefSeq, a predicted model, not a curated record